UUAACUGAUCUAUUUUGAUAAAGACCACGAAUAACACUUGUUCCUUUUUCACUCUGUCACGCAAAACAAAUGGUUAGGAGAGUUUGUUACAUAAUAGCAUGGAAAGGCAACAUACUGUUUUAUAGUAUCAGCGUUGGACCUGGUUUCUAACAAUUAGAGGUUUUCUUUAGAAUACGUCAUAGCACGUAAACAGUCAAAUUACUAACAUACAACAUGGGUCAUAAUUUGGUAUGACAAAUUAUUGACACUUCAUUAAGAGCAGGUGUAACAUUACCAGCUGCUUUUGAAGUCACUGCCAGUAUUGCUAUUUUUAACUCGAAGUCCUAGUACCACCUGCCUCUUCCCAUGGCCAGACCACAGUGUUGUAAAUAAUCAAUACUGAUAACAGUAUGGAGGCACCAUUUGGAGGCAUGAGUGAGGAAGGUUAUAAGAGUUCACUGUCUUUGUUCCAUCCCUUCUGUGGAUGAGACUGACUUCUGUCAACAUGACUACCCCUCUGUUCACCGCUCUGUCCUUCCUGGCUGUGUUGGCCCUUGGGUCAUGUCUACCUACCUUGCCUGAGGAGCAGCCCUAUGUGGAGCAUGCUGGUAUUCAGUACAGCGCUAGGCCUUACACCUCCCUCCUCACCGUGCCCAAUGGAGAGCAGUUUGGGAACUGGACCUGGCCCGAGAUGUGUCCCGACAAGUUCUUUGCCGUUGGGUUCAUGCUCCGGGUGGAGUCCGAACAGUACGGUCUGGACGACACUGCCCUGAAUGGCAUUCGCUUGAUCUGCGCUAAGGACGAAGAUAUGAGCUUCUUGUACACCAUUGAGUCUCACACUGGAUUCUUUGGUGACUGGUCGGACCCUCAGUAUUGUCCCAGGGGUGUGCUGACUUCCUUCCAGCUGCGUGUGGAGCUCCACCAGGGUAUGUUCGGUGACGACACAGCCGCCAACAACAUCAGGUUCCGCUGCAGCAGCAACCCCACCCUCACAGGCGCCGGCCUGGACUACGGCGAGUACAGCCUUUGGAGCCAGGAUUGUGGCGAUGGAGGAAUCUGUGGCAUCGAGACYAAGAUGGAGGAAUACCAGUACGGUCUGGAUGACUCAUCUCUCAAUGACGUGCGCUUCCACUGUUGCGCCAAACUCCAGCAGGGAUCCUAG
Salvelinus sp. IW2-2015 is the source of this 1141-nucleotide messenger RNA. The record is from RefSeq and is a predicted model, not a curated record. NCBI's taxonomy places the organism in Eukaryota, Metazoa, Chordata, Actinopteri, Salmoniformes, Salmonidae.